GUCGUCCGACCGACGCAGAUGGACCGUGGACGCGCUAAAAACAGAACGCGAGCUAACUUUGGAAACGGUUAAUGUACUGCAGAUUUCCAUUCAAAAUAAAGCUCCAACUAAAUAUUUUUGAAAGUUAUGUGGCAGUGACCUUCAGUCGAUGUUGUUUCCCACAGAAGAAAGCUGCUUUUUUUUUCCUUUUGAGCUGGUAAAAACAUAGCUAGCUAACGUAGCAAGCUAACAGCUAAUGCUUCGUAGUUUCGUUUAUCAAAGCACACCUACAACACCGGUUAGUGAAGUCUUGUUACACUUCCUGGUGUUCUCUGCAAACAUUUACUUCAGAGAAUGACAUGACUUCAAGAUAUUUAGAACAUAAUCCAUAGACACAAUGAAGAGAAGAGCUGAUGCACCGCUUGCAUCAUUGCAGGGGACUAAGAGGCAUCGUGAGAAGAGCAGCUCAGAUGAAGAGUCACAAUCCAGACAAGUUUUGUCCUGUCCAGACUCGAGCCAAAAUGACUCCCUCAGUGAUCAAGAGGAUCAUAGACCUGGAUUCUCCAUGCCCUCCAUCUCAUCACCAUCCUUUGAUGCCCAAGACGAUGAUGACUCCUCUCAGGCGGCCUCAAAGUUCACAAUGUACAACAGUGUGUCACAGAGGCUCAUGGCCAAGAUGGGCUUCAGAGAGGGCGAGGGUCUGGGGAAGUUCGGCCAGGGCCGCAAAGAGAUUGUGGAGGCGUCCACCCAGCGCGGUCGGAGGGGUCUGGGUCUCACGCUGCAGGGGUUUCAAGGAGAGCUCAAUGUUGAUUGGCGAGAUGAGCCAGAGCCUAGUGCGACAGAGAAGGUGGAAUGGUUCCCAGAAUGCACCACAGAAAUUCCUGAUGCGGAUGAGCUGAGGGACUGGAUGGUUGUGGGACAGAGGAAACUCAAGAUUGAAGAUGAGACGGAGUUCUGCACAGAAGAUCUCCUGCACACACUUCUACGGUGUAAAACUGUGUUUGACAGUCUGGAUGGCGAGGAGAUGAGGAGAGCACGGACACGCUCCAACCCGUACGAAACCAUUAGAGGAGGCAUCUUCCUCAACAGGGCAGCGAUGAAAAUGUCCAACAUUGACCACUGCUUUGACAACAUGUUCACCAAUCCGAAGGAUUCUAACGGGUCACCUCUGACAAAGGACCGCGAGGACGAGCUGCUGUACUUUGGUGACGUCUGCGCGGGACCUGGAGGCUUUUCUGAGUACAUCUUAUGGAAGAGACGCUGGCACGCCAAGGGCUUCGGCAUGACGCUGAAAGGACCUUGUGACUUCAAACUGGAAGAUUUCUACGCAGCUCCGAGUGAGCUGUUUGAGCCGUAUUAUGGUGAGGGGGGAGUGGAUGGAGACGGUGACAUCACCCGGCCUGAAAACGUGACUGCGUUCCGUAACUUUGUCAUGGAGAGCACAGAGAGAAGAGGGCUCCACUUCCUCAUGGCAGACGGGGGUUUCUCUGUGGAGGGUCAGGAGAACAUCCAGGAGAUUCUCUCCAAACAGCUGCUGCUCUGUCAGUUCCUCACUGCCAUCUCUACAAUCAGGACAGGUGGCCACUUUGUGUGUAAAACCUUUGACCUCUUCACUCCGUUCAGCGUGGGUUUGGUCUACCUGCUCUACCUCUGCUUCGACAGGAUCUCGCUCUUCAAACCCGUCACCAGCCGGCCGGCGAACUCAGAGAGGUACGUCGUGUGUCGUGGUCUGAAACCCGGCUCCGACGCAGUCCGGGAGUACAUGUUCAGAGUCAACCUGAAACUGAACCAGGUCAGGAACUCGGACAGAGACGUUACAGAAGUGGUCCCGCUGCACAUCAUAAAGGACGACCCUGACUUCUACCAGUUCAUGGUCAACUCCAACGAGAGCCUCUGUGCCGUCCAGAUCAAGGCCUUGGCCAAGAUCCACGCUUUUGUCGUAGAACCGACGCUUUCAGAGCCGAGGCAAGCCAACAUCAGGAAGGAGUGUCUGAAGCUUUGGGGGGUACCAGAUAAGGCCAGAGUUGCUCCUCCUCCUUCUGAUCCCAGAACAAAGUUCUAUGAACUGAUUAAGAAUCCAGAUGUGGAGCUGCUCCAGAGUAAACUCACUCCCCUCAACUCCAGCUCGCUCGUUAAGCUGCGGCAGAUCUUUGACUACAGGUGCAUUGUGGGAGGUGGAGAGCAGAUCUUUCUCCUUGCACUGGGGAAGUCCCAGAUCUACACAUGGGAUGGGAAGAAUCCCGUUCGCUGGAAGAAGAUGGAGAACUUCAAGCUAGAGCUGCCGAGAGACACGCUGCUGAGCGUGGAGAUCGUUCAGGAGCUGAAGGGCGAGGGUAAAGCUCAGCGCAGGAUCAGUGCCGUUCACGUGAUGGACGCGCUCAUACUCAACGGGACGGACGUACGAGAUCAGCACUUCAACCAACGGAUCCGGCUGGCUGAGAAGUUCGUGAAGGCGGUGGCCAAGCCCAGCAGACCCGACAUGAACCCCAUCAGAGUGAAGGAAGUUUACAGGCUGGAGGAAAUGGAGAAAAUCUUCGUCAGACUAGAGAUGAAGAUAACAAAGAGUUCUGGAGGCGUCCCUCGUCUGUCCUACACAGGCAGAGACGACAGACACUUCCUCCCCUCCGGCCUCUACAUCAUUAAGACCUUCAAUGAGCCUUGGACAAUGGCAUACAGCAAAAACUCCAACAAGAAGUACUUCUUUAAUAAGCUAACCCAGAAAUCAACUUAUGACAUGCCGCCAGACGCUGCUGCUCCCUUCCACGUAUGCCAUUCUGAGCGGUUCUUCUGGGCCUGGGUGGAAGGGGUCAUAGUUCACGAUUCUCAGACCCGGAUGGACCCUGAGAAACUGUCCAAAGAAGACUUUUUAUCCUUCAUCCACCAGCACUACCAGCACUGAGGGACGUUCUGCUGCAGCAUGUGACGAGGCUGACGUUGCUGUUUCCUGAUCGGCUUUUGCAACUGAAAGACUUCACAUUAUAACAUUUUAUGUUGUUUGGUUUAAUGUUAAAUAAUAAACCAAUCUGUGAGCAUUGUGGAAAGAGUUAUUAGCCGACAGUCGCUGCUGUCCCUCGCAUGUCCCCGUAGACGAGUCAUUUCACACCAGUUCCUUUUUCAUUACACGCUACGUUGUGUGUUUGCACAGGUCACGUUUAAACAACACAUCAGCGUCCUGGUUACUGUACAGUCAGGCCCUUUUGAUCAGCCUCUCUGUUAAACAUUUCAUCACAUCAGUCCUGAUGCAGCAGCUCUCUGCCUGUUCAGACUAUCUGGAAUGAACCGUGUGUCAGAUGUGAAACUUUAAAAAGUUAGGUUUUAUUUUUUCUUUGGUGAUUGUGCCUCUUAUGCCUUGACGGUUGUUUUAAAUGCUGCAAAUUACCUGUUUUAUCCAUGUUACCUGACUUCUAGAAUCAUUAAAUGUAAAUACGGACAUUUUAAAUAAAGGAGAUGCUGUUCAAAUGA
Molecule: messenger RNA, 3441 nt
Organism: Nothobranchius furzeri (turquoise killifish)
Lineage: Eukaryota; Metazoa; Chordata; Actinopteri; Cyprinodontiformes; Nothobranchiidae
Gene: cmtr1
Product: cap methyltransferase 1
Biological process (GO): 7-methylguanosine mRNA capping
Cellular component (GO): nucleus; cytoplasm
Molecular function (GO): protein binding; nucleic acid binding; methyltransferase cap1 activity
Source: RefSeq, a predicted model, not a curated record